AUGACGCUGCGAUCCGACUUUAACGGGUCAUUCCCGUCGGUCCCAGCCGCUAAUGGCCUUGGUAAUGGCAACGCAGACAUGUCCACCUCCAGAUUCCGCGGUCAAGGUGACAGCAGCCCCGAUCGCGACGACCUCUCCAAUGGCACCGGAGACAACGGACGCCCCUCCAGUGUACCCGAUAGGAAGAAUGGCGCCGCAUUUGUCGAGUCUAGAGAUGACAAUGAAGACCAGACGCGGAAACCUCGUGCGAAGCCGCCUUUACUACGGUCCAAAAGCGAACUUGCACCACGCCCUGUCGAAGAGUCCGAUACCGAAGAGGAGGUUGGUCAAUGGGGCGCUCGACAUGGCUUCGAGGAUCAUUAUCAGUCUGAGCACAUCAUCUCACAAUUAGCAAGUAACUGGUACAUGUAUUUUACCGAUAAACGCCAUGAGACCACGGGCAAGCCGAAGCGCCUAGAGUAUGAGUUGCAAGACUGGCGGCAACGAGACAGGCUUAAGACCGUCUCCGCUGCCCUUGCGGUGUGCUUGAAUAUCGGCGUCGAGCCCCCGGAUCAGCUCAAGACGACCCCCGGAGCAAAACUCGAAGCCUGGACCGAUCCCACAGUUCCCCCUAUACAGAAGGCGCUAGAGAACAUAGGCAAGGCCUUGCAGGCCCAGUACGAGACGUUGGCAAUCCGUGCUCGAUAUAAACAGUACCUGGAUCCGUCAGUUGAGGAAACAAAGAAGUUUUGCGUAUCCUUGAGACGAAAUGCCAAGGAUGAACGAGUGUUGCUGCACUACAACGGCCAUGGCGUACCUAAACCCACCGCAUCUGGUGAGAUUUGGGUGUUUAACAAGACAUACACACAGUAUAUCCCCGUUUCUCUGUACGACUUGCAGCAAUGGCUGCAGGCUCCGACCAUCUUCGUUUGGGAUUGCUCCGAGGCCGGAAACAUCUUGAACAAUUAUCACCGCUUUGUCGAGAAACAUGAGGAGGAGGAGGAGGAAGCAGCCGACAGGGAUCCCCAUUAUGAAAAAACCAGCUUCCGGCCCUACAUUCACCUUGCUGCUUGCGCAGUCAAGGAGCACCUCCCGACCAACCCACAGUUGCCAGCAGAUUUAUUCACAGCGUGCUUGACAACCCCCAUCGAGAUGGCGCUCUGGUUUUUUGUACUUCAGAAUCCCCUCAAGACCAAUCUUACUCCAGAGCGCGCCAAGCAACUCCCCGGGCGUCUUCAAGAGAGACGGACACCCCUCGGCGAACUCAACUGGAUCUUCACGGCAAUCACGGACAGCAUUGCAUGGACGACGCUGCCUCGAGACUUGUUCCGCAAGUUCUUCCGUCAAGACCUGAUGGUUGCUGCGUUGUUCAGGAACUUCCUCCUGGCUCAGAGGGUCAUGACCGUGUACGGCUGUCAUCCACAGUCGUACCCAGCCCUGCCUGAUACCCAUCAACACCACCUGUGGGAAACGUGGGACUUGGCUGUUGACAUGGCGCUGGCGCAGUUGCCCAUGCUCGAAAGGAAGGAGAGCGAGAGCGUCGAGUACGAGUACCAGAAUUCCACUUUUUUUACAGAACAAUUAACAGCCUUUGACGUGUAUUUGACAAGAGGCGACGCCAUGGCACAGAAACCUCCUGAUCAACUUCCGGUAGUUCUGCAGGUCUUGCUCAGCCAGCAACACAGAGUACGAGCUCUCAUUUUGCUUGGUAGAUUCUUGGACCUUGGCCCUUGGUCGGUGCAGCUGGCCCUAAGCAUAGGAAUUUUCCCCUACGUUCUGAAGCUAUUGCAGUCAGCUGCAGCGGAGCUCAAACCCGUCAUGGUUUUCAUUUGGGCGAGAUUGAUUGCUGUGGAUAUAUCUUGCCAACAGGACCUUAUUAAGGACAGCGGAUACAGCUACUUUGCCCAGAUCUUGAAGCCGUCUGAAGGGCUGCCUGUGGUGGACAGCGACGAGCACAAGGCCAUGUGCGCCUUCAUUCUUGCGAUGCUCUGCAAAGAUUACAAAAAUGGCCAGAUGGUUUGCAACCAGGCGGAUAUCAUGUCCUACUGCCUGGCUCAUCUGCAAAAUGAAAAUAACCCCCUCCUCCGACAGUGGGCAUGCCUCUGCAUUAGCCAGCUAUGGCAGGAUCUCCCCGAGGCCAAAUGGAGAGGGAUCAGGGAGAACGCCUAUGUUAAGCUGGCAUACCUUAUGAGGGACCCCUGCUGUGAGGUUCGCGCGGCCAUGAUACAUGCCAUGACCACCUUUUUGGGGAUUCCCGAUUUGACGGACGAAGUGGCACGUGUUGAAGAGUCCAUUGCCUGGACCAUUCUGGAAAUGGGCACAGACGGCAGUCCCAUGGUUCGCAAGGAGUUCAUAGACUUCCUGUCCCACUUCAUGACUCGAUUCGAGAGCAAGUUCCUGGUCGCAGCUUAUGAGCAGCUUCAAGAAGAGAAGGAGUACUUGAUCUUUCCGCCCCAGGACGACGGCCAGGACCACAAGAUGGGACUGCACUAUGCCAGACCAGAGAAUCGCAACAAGAACGGGACAAUCAAACCGAUGGCCCAUGGUCUCUCCCACAAUACCGUGUACAUGGCGUGCUGGAAACAUGCACUCAUCCUUAGCGUGGACCCGCACCCAGAGGUUCAACGAGAGGCGACCAUCAUCGUUGACUACAUUCACAAUGCUCUGAUCAACUCGACGGUAGGAGAGGCGGCACAGCUCUUGAUGCGAGAGAUUCAGACACGAGCAAGGCAAACGGCCAUUUCGAGAAGUGCGGCUCACGCUGCUCAGAAAUCCAUCAUGGUGGGCGGGCAGGCAACGCAACCCGGCCCCUCGCAGGGCCUUUUGCGCAGGACUGCGAGCCUACUCUUCCAGUCGUUCAAAGGGAGCGAGGAGAGAUCACGGCCGAGCACGCCGGCAAGCCCGGUACCUCCUCGCUCACCAUCCAAGCUCGCACCAGAUCAAAUGGCGGCCCCUGCGGAACAGAGCGACUCGAGCUCGGCGACAUACAACGUGGCGCGGGAGCCAACGACGGGAGCAUUCGAAGAGAGGGACCUUUCUCGUACUCCCAGCAUGCCCCUGAAGAGUAGAUUCCUCGAAUGGUCCAUUGAAUACUUCCGCGAGCCACAGAUGAAACCCAGCGAGGCAGACGAACCUGGCAGCACCGAGUACAACGAGCGUCUUUGGAGACGAGCCCGUAACGAGACCAUGUUGAGAGAAACACAGCCGCUGAAACAAAUGGCGGGCACGCACAAGUGGAACAAUCAGCUGGGAAUCGUAAACAAUGGCGCUCAGCCGUCCAAGAUGACAUUUCACCAGUACGAGGACCACUUGGCCGUUUCAGAUGAUGGCAACACUGUCUACGUGUGGGACUGGAAGAAGCAAGGCCGUCUGAGCCGAUUCUCCAACGGCAACCCGCAGGGAUCCAAGAUUAGUGACAUGAAGUUCAUCAACGAGGACGACCAAGCCUUCUUGUUGACUGGUUCUUCAGACGGCGUGAUUCGCGUAUACCGCAACUAUGACUCGGACAGAGAGAUUGCGCUGGCAACCUCAUGGCGGGCAUUGACACACAUGGUCCCCAGCAACGUGAACUCGGGCAUGGUGUUUGACUGGCAGCAGGUAACGGGCCGGGUCCUCGUCGCGGGAGACGUACGGGUCAUUCGCGUGUGGUACGCGGCACACGAGACGUGCAUCAUGGACAUACCUGCGCGAUCGGGAUCAUGCGUGACUUCACUGACGUCGGAUCAAAUGACGGGAAACAUUUUCGUUGCCGGUUUCGGGGACGGCGCAGUCCGGGUGUUUGACACGAGACAGCGGCCUCAAGACUCCAUGGUGCGGAAAUGGAAGGACGAGUCAGACAGACAGUGGAUCAAGAGCGUACACAUGCAGCGAGGCGGUCAGCGCGAACUCGUCAGUGCCAGCCGCAACGGCAAAGUCAAGGUGUGGGACAUCCGGAUGGACAGGCCAUUGCACUCGUUCCAGACGACCAGAGACACCUUGCGGACGGCCAGCACACACGAACAUCUGCCUGUUUUUGCCGUCGGCACUUCCCAACACGCCGUCAAGGUCUUCAACCUCGACGGCAACGAACUCUCUCGCCUCGAGCCAUACUCCAGCUUCCUCCAACAAAACCGAGGAGUGCCCGUUGCAGCCACUGCCUUCCACCCGCACCGACCAAUUCUCGGCUGUGCUGCGCGCGGCGAUCAUCAUAUAAACCUGUUUACAUGCGAAAAAACGGACGCCUUGCAUUUUGGUUAG
Molecule: messenger RNA, 4215 nt
Organism: Metarhizium album ARSEF 1941
Lineage: Eukaryota; Fungi; Ascomycota; Sordariomycetes; Hypocreales; Clavicipitaceae
Product: Regulatory associated protein of TOR
Exons: 3
Coding region: 1-4215 (1404 amino acids)
Biological process (GO): cellular response to starvation; TOR signaling; positive regulation of cell growth
Cellular component (GO): TORC1 complex; cytoplasm
Molecular function (GO): protein binding; protein-macromolecule adaptor activity
Source: RefSeq, a predicted model, not a curated record